AUCAUGACAUGUCGGGCCUUUGGUAUGUGAUCUUAAUUAAAGGACAAUUAAGACAUAUUCUUUGUUGAUUUCAAGGUUCAUUAUAAGUGGAAUAUACAAAUCAUUAUAACAAAAAAAUUUUUAAUUUAGAUGCAGAUACCAGUGAGACAUUGACACCUGUUCUAGCAGUGUCGGAAGAAAACACACUAGCAAAAUCAAACAGCAAUGUGGGUACAAAACAGAAAGGAAAAAGAAAAAGGACAGAAAAGGAGAUGGAGGAGAUGAAAAGAAAACGAGAGGAAAAUAAAGUUCAAAAGGAAUUAGAAUCUUCUGCACAGAAGGCAGCAUCAGAAAAUAUCUUGGAGUUGAGAAAGAUCAGUAGGUGUAAGUCUAAAAAUGAAACUGAAACAAGUUCGACUUCAAGUGCACAAACUACUGGGACCAGCAAUCUGUCAUCAAAUGAAAUUUUGACCCCAUUGUCAACAUACACAGAUGGAACAUGUUUUCCCCAAAGCACCAGCUUAAGCAUGAGCAAUAUUGCAACACCCAUUGCAAGUUUAACAAUGUCACCAUGCAAAGGUACCAUUAGGCACCAUGAGUCUGUCUCACUUAAUCUUAGGCCAUCUUUUCAGUUAUUAAUAAUGAAUGCUUUUUCUGUUUGCAAAGAAGCAAGUUUUUCAUCUUCCACCGGCUCAAGCACAAGCAUUGCGACAUUUACACCCAGUGCAAGUUUGACCCCAUUGUCAACAUACACAGAUGGAACAUGUUUUCUCCGAAGCACCAGCUUAAGUACAAGCAAUAUUGCAACACCCAUUGCAAGUUUUACAAUGUCACCAUACAAAGAUGAAACAGGUUUUUCAUCUUCCACCGGCUCAAGCACAAGCAUUGCGACAUUUACACCCAGUGCAAGUUUGACCCCGUUGUCAACAUACACAGAUGGAACAUGUUUUCCCCGAAGCACCAGCUUAAGCACGAGCAAUAUUGCAACACCCAUUGCAAGUUUAACAAUGUCACCAUACAAAGAGGAAGCAAGUUUUUUAUCUUCCACUGGCUCAAGCACAAGCAUUGCGACAUUUACACCCAGUGCAAGUUUGACCCCGUUGUCAACAUACACAGAUGGAACAUGUUUUCCCCGAAGCACUAGCUUUAACACGAGCAAUAUUGCAACACCCAUUGCAAGUUUAACAAUGUCACCAUGCAAAGAGGAAGCAAGUUUUUUAUCCUCCACCGGCUCAAGCACAAGCAUUGCGACAUUUACACCCAGUGCAAGUUUGACCCCAUUGUCAACAUACACAGAUGAAACAUUCCCUACCAUGAGUAGGCCAGGGAUGAAAGGCAGUGUGCAAGAGUCGUACUUAGAAAAACAUAGUAAAGGCAAUGAAAAGAACCAUGAAGAGGAGACCUCAAGUCCAUAUGGACUUAACAUGGAGGAGCUGAAAUCAAAUCUCAAAUUAAAAAAGAACUGCAGUGAAGGAAUUAACUAUUUGCUGUUGAAGUUCUUCUCCAUUGAGGAACUCACGACUUCAAGUGUAAUGGGUGUCAGCACCAAGAAAGGACAAAAGAAAGGUCUUAAUGAAGAUAAAAGGAGUUUGAUUGAAGGUUUGAUAGCAGAAAGUUUUCAAGGCGUUACUGUGACAGCGAUACAUAACAUUAUGAGAGACAGGUUAAAGUUGCUAAGAAAGAGGCACUUGAUACAGGAAUAA
Molecule: messenger RNA, 1682 nt
Organism: Saccostrea cuccullata (small rock oyster)
Lineage: Eukaryota; Metazoa; Mollusca; Bivalvia; Ostreida; Ostreidae
Product: mucin-17-like
Exons: 15
Coding region: 252-1682 (476 amino acids)
Source: RefSeq, a predicted model, not a curated record